Molecule: messenger RNA, 4027 nt
Organism: Cygnus atratus (black swan)
Lineage: Eukaryota; Metazoa; Chordata; Aves; Anseriformes; Anatidae
Gene: SHB
Product: SH2 domain containing adaptor protein B
Exons: 7
Coding region: 1-1428 (475 amino acids)
Molecular function (GO): phosphotyrosine residue binding
Source: RefSeq, a predicted model, not a curated record
AUGGUGGACCAGAAGGUGACAAGCCCUCCUGGCAAUAAACCUGCUCUGCAGGGUGAUUCACACAGUACUUCAGCCUGGGCAACAACAAGACCAAGAGCCCCCCGCAGCCCCCGCGGCCCGACUACCGGGAGAAGCGCAACGGUGCGGGCGGCGCGCCCCGCCCCGACGGGCCGCCGCACCUCCACCACCACCGCCAGCACCACCAGCACCACCACCAGCACCACCAGCAGCACCCGCACGCCUCGCCCGGCUUCCCGCACCGCCACCUGCGCGACGACACCAGCGACCUGCUCCGCGCCUACCGCGCGCAGAAGGAGCGCGACUUCGAGGACCCGUACAGCGGGCCCGGCUCGUCCCUGCGCAAGCUGCGCGCCCUGUGCCGGCCCGAGGAGCCCGGCGAGCCGGCCCCGCGCCUCUUCUCCUCCUCGUCCUGCGGCGCCGCCAGCCCCGCCGCGCCCGGCUCCCCGCACCUCUUCCGCAGCCAGAGCGAGCGGCGGCCCGGCACGCCGCCCGACGUCAGGUACAUCUCCCCCCGGCACCGCCUCAUCAGGGUGGACAUCGGCGAGGGCAAGAAGACGGGCCCCGAGCCGCCCGCGGCCUGCUGCGGGGAAGGAGAAGGUCUUGAUAGCAGACGACUAUUCAGAUCCCUUUGAUGCCAAAAGUGAGUUGAACAAAAUGGUAAAAGGGGAGAACACUGGCUAUAUGGAACCAUAUGAAGCCCAGAGAAUAAUGACCGAGUUUCAGAAGCAGGAAGGCACGAAGUCCCAUCAGAAAAACAUGCAGCUCUAUGACACACCCUAUGAACCAGAAGGCAGUGGUGUGGAAUCUGAUUCUGAAAGUGUGGUGAGUCAACGUUUACGAGAAAGCAAAUUGCCACAGGAUGAUGACAGGCCUGCAGAUGAGUAUGAUCAGCCAUGGGAGUGGAAUAAAGUCACCAUCCCAGCUCUGGCAGCCCAAUUUAAUGGAAGUGAGAAACGACAAGCAUCUCCUUCUCCCUCAAAUGACCAGCGCAGGCAGUUAAGAGCACCUGGAAGAGGCUUUAAACCCAUCAAACAUGGCAGCCCAGAAUUUUGUGGGAUCCUGGGAGAGAGAAUAGAUCCAACCGUUCCACUGGAAAAGCAGAUAUGGUAUCAUGGAGCAAUCAGUCGGACAGAUGCAGAAAACCUGUUACGUCUAUGUAAAGAGUGUAGCUACCUUGUACGAAACAGUCAAACAAGCAAGCAUGACUAUUCUCUUUCACUGAAGAGCAGUCAAGGUUUUAUGCAUAUGAAACUGACGAAAACCAAAGAAAAAUACAUCCUGGGUCAGAACAGCCCUCCCUUCGACAGCGUUCCUGAGGUCAUCCAUUACUACACCACAAAAAAGCUGCCUAUCAAGGGAGCAGAACACUUGUCACUGCUCUACCCAGUGGCUGUGCGGACCCUAUAAUAUCCUAGUCUCACCCCUUCCUGUGGAUGGGAGGUGAGAGGUAAGCUGGGUUGCACUAAAUCCAUAGCCAGAAUUCAGUGCUUGAGUCUUUGAUGGAGAAUGGCUGCCUUUAGACUCGGGCAUGUGGGCUAUCUACAGAAUUGUGUAUGAUGGGACUGUGUGUAUGGUAAUCUUAUGCUGCAGCAUGCCCCUAGAACUAUGCUUCUGUGUAAGAGAAAGAAAUCUUACUUUGGUGCAAAGGGAACAGAUAGCCUUCCCAGAGCUUCUCUGUGAAUGAAAAUACUUCCCAACAGAAAGUUCUUACUCAUUGUUUUAAACCGAAUCAACAAGUUCUUCUCAGCUGUAAAGCACCAGCAACGUUUGUUCUCUUGCUACCCUGAGAAACUUCUCCAUGUGAAAGCGUAACCUGCCCUUGAGGGACACUAGGGUGUUCUUGGUGGACCUGAGAAGGAGCUUAGCAGGCAAGUCCUUGCAGCUCUGUGUGGUCGCUCAGCUUGGUGGGGUUUGUUUUUUAAUGCCCAGAGUUUAUGCCAACCCCGAAGUUUCAUGGGGUAGUCAAAUACAGAAAUCCUAUUAGGCACAAAAUCUUAACAAACAGUUUUUUGACAGCAAGUCAUGAUCAAUUAUUUAUGAAUAGGGAAUAUAAUUAAAAAGUAGUUUAUUAUAUAUUUUUAUCCUUUUUUGGUACAAUAAUAAAUCUAUAAGGGUUACUGUCUUCAUUUGCAAGUUUCAUUCAUAGAUGCAGGUGGCUAAUUCUGUUUGGGGAAGUUGCACCCUGGUGUUUUAAGUAGUUGAGAAUGAGUCAUUUUAAUAUGUGGGUUAGUAUUUAUGCAUGAGGGUGGUCAAAGGCUUUUAUAAGGCUUUUGUAGGCAAAAUCUUCACUUGCUUAUUUCAUCUGGAGCAAACAGUUGUCACACUGAGGUAGCAGACUUACAAGUGUGUGUUACAUUGCCCUUCCACAAGCUGGCCUGUACAGCUGUGCAAAUGAGAACGGUGGUGUUCAGCAGAGCAGAAAUUUGGUUUUCUAGUGUACAAGACGUUCUUAAAAUGCGGUCCCUUGACACACACUUUCUGGCCAGUGUUCAUUUUCCCCAUAGGCAGAACCCCCCUGCUGUAUUUUAUUCACUGCCAGCAAGAAGCGCUGCAGAAGCUGCUCUCUACCUCAGUCCUGCCAACUCAGUGCCCAUCCACUUGAGAGAUAUUUGGUACAUGCUCUGUGUGCUCGUUGAAUGCGAUAAGUGAAAAACUAUAAUUGUGCAAAAAUUGGAACUGGGGAUUCAAUAGCCUGCUAGUCCUCACUUUUGUGCCAUCUCCCACCUAUAUCUAGAGUGUUGUGCAUUAACCUAUCAGCUGUUAUAGUAGCAAACUGGUUUCAUGCAGUUUAGGUAUUCUACAGACUGCAAAAGGACUGUGAAAUUGUGUGUUAUUUAAUUCAGCUUUCUUUCCUACUCUUUUCUUUUAUGUAUGCAUAGAAGUGCAAAUCUGAAAAAUGUAAUGGAGUAAUCACUUACUGCCUGUAAAAGUAGUGCUUCACUGUAUUGUCUAAUCUGAUAAGAACCUGAAGGAUGUCACAUAUAAUGUCAUCAGUGGUGAAUGUUCUGCUGCCUGUCUUUUAAGCCUGCCUUGUUCUGUUUAUGGCAUCCAACACAGUUUGAACAGGAGCGGAUCACAUAUGCAUGAGGAGCCCAGUGUCACUCUGUGCCACAACGGUAGUGGGUCUUGCUGUCCCUAUCUCACCCAUAAUUUAAAGGCAGAGGUUCUUACUGUGUUUUUUUUGAGAGAAGGGUGGUACAAUGAAGUUUACAAAGAGACAACAUUCCUCUCCAAGUGAAACCAAACAUCCCCUUUUUUAUGUACUCACCUACAUGCACUUUGUGUUUCCCUCAUGUCUUCACAGGACUCUCAUUCUCCUAUUAACAUUACCCAAUUGGCAAGAGCAUACAGGCACUUUAAAGUUGAUGUGUCAGAGUAGGAGCUCAUGAAGGUGGCAUGGCUCACGCAUGUUAGGAAUCAGAUUGUAUCUGCUGCAGUCUCUUUCUUCACCUGUGUGACUCGGCAACACCCUCAUGCCUCCUGGGACAGAAGGGUAUCAUUUUGCCUUUUUCCCAUGUUGAAGUGCGUUUUUGAGAAUUUGCCAUCCUUGCUGUUCUACAGACUGGGCUUCUGUAGUGGAGAAGUAGGCACCUGCUCUCUCUAACAGCAAUUAGCAGCAGAAACCAAAAUCAUUUUAAACCAAGACCUUGCCCAGCUUCCUUAAGUACACUUUCUUUAGUUUGUGGAGAGGACUGUUGUACUGAAUCUUUCUUGACACAGGCUGAUCAAAAGUCAGUUGAAGCCAGCAGUGCCACUUUAUUGCCGUCUGCAGGUUUGGGGUUGGGAUCCCAUACCUGACACAAAUCAGGUCAAUAUGCAUCAUACAAAUAUGUAUACAGUUUACUACAGUUUCAAGGAUCAGACCAUGAUUCAGCAAAUGGAAAUCAUCUCAGAAAAUGUUGGUUGUCUGUGGGUAGGUUUUUUAAUUAUUUUUUAAAAAACUUUUAGAAAGAAAGUACUCAGUAAUUGCAGAAUAAAUAAAACCAGGAUUUUGUUUGCACUGUAA